Molecule: messenger RNA, 2070 nt
Organism: Papilio xuthus (Asian swallowtail)
Lineage: Eukaryota; Metazoa; Arthropoda; Insecta; Lepidoptera; Papilionidae
Product: protein app1
Exons: 2
Coding region: 43-2070 (675 amino acids)
Source: RefSeq, a predicted model, not a curated record
UCGUUUACAUUCCAAUACUUCAAUGCAGUGUGAACAUUUAAAAUGAAGAAAUUAACAAUAAUUUUGUCUUUUCUGGUUAUUAGUGUGUUAAGUAAUAGUAAAGUUUUGGCAGGAAAUUUACCGGGACCAAUGGUGUAUGUAGUAACGCCAGCAUCGCGUUCUGCUCAAAACGAUGAAGGAAGAGCGGCACCGUUUUACUAUCGCAACUGGAUACGAAGAAUGGAUUCGGAAACAAGCACCACGACAACGGCAGCUCCGACUACCUCAACAGCUAAAGUAGAAACACCAGACCUUAUAUUUGCUGAAUUUGAAUCGGACGGCAACAUGAAAAAAAGUAUACGGAAACUUUUAGAAAAAGAAAGGGUUGAAACUAAAACUUCAACCACUUUCCAACCUAUUUACGUGCCUGAUGAAGAAUUUCAACCGGUGCCGCAAAAAACUAACUAUGGUCUGCCAUUACCCACAGAAAAGCCAGACCAAAAAGAUAAUGAAGAAAGUAAAUAUUUUGAAAUGUAUAAUAAGUUCUAUAAUAUUGCGCCAACAGUUUACAGUCCAACAACUACUACUUCGACUACUACAACUAGACUUCCAACUACAACUUCGACCCAAGCUACGCCAAGUAACGUUGAAAAUAUUUGGCAUAUAAUUGAUAGUGAAAAAUCAACACAGAAUUUAGGUAAUUGGGAAGAAAUACCAAUUGAAACAAAAGAGGAAGAUAGUCAAAGUGAAACACAACCUCAAAGCAAUACUGAUGAUCAAGAAACUCCACAAGCUAAUAAUGAAGACAGCGAAGACGACGCACUAUUCACAGAUUUCGCAGUACCCGGAUUUUCUGCAAAUCCAGGAAACGGAGCUGAAAAUGAAUCUAGAGGAAUACGCACAGAAUCGAAUUUUCGUUUCCCUUACGUUAACUUAAAACCUUUCCAGAUAAAACCAAUGAAGAAACCCAUGCACAAUGUUUUAUCAAAUAGUAAGAAGAACAAUAAUUUAUUUACUAAUCUAGAUAAUUUCUAUGAUUUGAAAAAUCCCGUUCGAGGUGAGGCGCAGGAUAUUGUGCCACAACAAAAACAGAUCGAUCGUUAUAAUCCAGCUCAACCCUAUUUGCCACAACCCAGUUAUGGUGGUAAUUCCAAAGAGUCUAAUCCUGCCCCCGCGAAAGCUACAGCAAAUCUUGUGCCACCUCCUCCACCUCAGGCGCCGAAGAUAACCGAUAACGAUUUCCCUCCUCCGACAAACUACGAAUCUUUUCCCCCAUACCCUCCUUUGAGCUACAGCCCACCUCAACUGCCGCCCCCGCCACCGCCAGCUCCUGCCCCUAAACCUAUAUCAAGUUACUCUCCGCCGGCUCCUCCCGUUGACACGGGUGAUUCAGAUACAUUCGACUCCCCGCCCGAACCACCUAUGGAACAUGGUGACUCGGAUUCAAUUUAUUCUGCACCCAGUUCUCCCAGUGAUAGUGGCGAUUCUGAUUUACUUAACGGACAUGGGGAUGAUCUUCCCAUGGACCUGGGAUAUCGUUACAAACCACCUUCAGGCCCCUCGCAAUCAUUCGCGCCCACUGCUCCUCCUAUGCCUGCAAUGCCUCCAAUGCCACCGAUGCCGAUGAAACCGUUCGAAGGAUACAACUACAAUAAACCUUUCAUGCCCCCGGAUUCUGACAUGCCGGACGAUGAUACCAAAACUGAUUUCCACGGGUUUUAUGAUGAUAAACCCGAUGAUUUCCAUUAUCACCAUCACCAUCAUCCUACGACAACUACCACUGAAACGCCUCGUGUCAACAGAUACAGUUACUACUAUUUGGGCAAGAAAUUGUAUUACUUGCCGCUUUAUUUUAGCGUAUACUUCAUUGUUUACGUGGGCGCCCUUAUUGUAAAGGCGGUGUUGCGACACAAGAUCGUAUACCCCAACAGCUGGAGACCUAACGAUACAACUGCGGGCUUCUUCUCCAAACGGUCCAUAGAUUCUUGGGACCUUUCAAAUGAAAACUUACAUGAGGUGACUGGAAAAGUAACGCACGCUAUCGCUACUGCAGCUAAAAUUUACAUGAACGGCAAAGAUAAAAAUGAAUAA